This is a messenger RNA of Trichoderma asperellum CBS 433.97, 435 nucleotides long. Lineage: Eukaryota; Fungi; Ascomycota; Sordariomycetes; Hypocreales; Hypocreaceae. The record is from RefSeq and is a predicted model, not a curated record.
AUGGGUCUUCUAAGCUCUUCCUUUUGGGGUAUCAUCGACGAUAGCCAAGACAGAAUCGAAUCGGCAGGUGCCGAAAACGACCUAGAAUUUCUCAAUCGCCAAUGGCUCUCAUGGGUUAAUGAAGAACACGAAUGCAGGUCGGCUUGGGCUGCGUUUGAGUAUGACUGCAGCCUUUGCACUUUUACUAGCCGACGAGGAACAAUCGAUAUCAGGGGACUGCCUAGGCAGCUACCUUGCAAUGAAUCUCUAUGGAAAGCUACCUCUGCGCAGGCUUGGUUGGCGCUCCGGUCCCGUGCGAAUAUCGCCCCAAAACCUGUCAGCUACGUUGAAAAACAUAUUUACCGGGAAGGAGAUACGUGCUACUAUAGGGAUAUGGGCUCGAAGGCUUUGUUCACAAGUAAUUGGACGACUCUUGUGAGAUCUAAAGCAGCUUGA